This is a messenger RNA of Drosophila willistoni, 784 nucleotides long. It is a transcript of the gene Pop4, whose product is annotated as ribonuclease P protein subunit p29. Lineage: Eukaryota; Metazoa; Arthropoda; Insecta; Diptera; Drosophilidae. The record is from RefSeq and is a predicted model, not a curated record. Gene Ontology annotation, cellular component: ribonuclease MRP complex; ribonuclease P complex. Gene Ontology annotation, biological process: tRNA 5'-leader removal; rRNA processing. Gene Ontology annotation, molecular function: ribonuclease P RNA binding. The coding region runs from base 38 to 667 and encodes 209 amino acids. The transcript has a single exon.
AUUUAAAUUUAUCUGUUUACAUUUUUGUUUUGGGACCAUGGAGCAACCGCAACAUGGCACGGCUCCACUGCAGGAAUACCUCACAGAUUUGGUUAUUCCUCACCAACGUUGCAAUGUCAAUAUCAUCCCGGAUCAUAUAACUAUGCUUCAUGGCACCAAGUCAAAGAAACAGAAUUCUAAGAAGCGACGGGCCCACAAAUCACAAACAUUGUCACGCCGGGAGUAUGCCAGCCUUGGACUGAAUACUCUGCCCACACGACAGAUGAGCUAUGAACAGGCCCUGCCGCUGCAUAAACUGUGGCGUGGCUAUAUAAGGGAGCACCUAAAUCUGAAGGAAGGCGAUCAAGUACCUCAAAUUCAUGAGCCACGCUAUGAGGAAUUCAGUAAACUGCUGGUCAAAAUGGAUUUUCAUGGAGCCAAGCUGAAGGUGAUCCAAUCGAAAUGUGAAACACUUGUCGGCAUAGCUGGCAUUUGUGUAAUGGACACAAAGAAUGUAUUGAAACUUCUGGGCACUGAUCAUCGACUGCGAACUGUGCCCAAGAGCGAAUGUGUCUUUGGAAUGCACGUGGGCAACAUGGAAUUUACCAUAUUUGGCCAACAUUUGAAUAUUAGACCAGCGGAGCGUAGUGUUAAGAAAAUCAAAGGAUUCAUUGAGCCAUUUAUGUAGAGUCAGCAAAUUUCUGAGUACUGAGAUUGAGUUCAAUUUUGGAUUAUUUAGAAUUACUCUUUAAUUUCUUUAAGCAUAUAAAAUCGUACAUUAAAUGUUAUAUUUUCAUAUCAUUAA